UUGACUACUCCGUUGAACAAGCAGGAGUUGUAAAUGUCGCCGAGCACUUGAGGGAUCUAUUCUGUCGCCCCGAGUUUAAUCACGACGAGUGUUGCGGAGGUUGGAGACAGGCACCUGAUUGAUGUCAGUGGAUUCCUUGGAUGUAAUUUACAAAGAGUGUUAAUUGGCGGGACACGUUUACACCAAGAUUACCUGUGUUGCGAUGGGACGCGGUUGGAACGCUACCUUACCUUGGGCCCUCUGUAAAGGGGGCCGUCAUUCCACGUGAAACUUGGAUAGCUUUACUUUGAUGACAGGUAGUCAAGGCAUCUACUGUUCCUCUAUCCAUGUGACACCUAGUGGUGAUGUUGACACCUUGGUGAAGGCUGUUGAAAAGGGAGAGUGGCUGUGUUCCUUAACAAGAUUACUGCAUGUGUUGCUUCUGUGAAGACUUCCAACCAGGAGAUGAAUGGCCCCACCCAGGCUGCGCCCUCAUCCCCUACCCCUGUGACACCUCUGCCCCUGGGGUCCCUGGAGGACAAGCUCCGUCUGGCUGCCAGUAAGGGGCUGGUGGACAAGGUACAGGAGCUGCUUCAGACAGGGGCCACCUUGCACCCUGAUAGGGAUGGACGGACAGCCCUGCAGUAUGCUGCCUUGAAUGGACAGGUGGAGGUGUGCAAGAUGCUGCUGCAGCAUGGUGGUGAUAAAGAUGCUCAAGACGCUCUUGGUUACACAGCAUUACAUCGCGCUGCUUCUCAAGGUCAUGCAGAGGUCAUUGAGACUCUCACCAAUGCAGGUUGUGCCAUCAAUAAGCAAGACAAGAAUGGCAACACGGCCCACGAGGCAGCCUGGAAUGGGUUCAGCAAGACGGUGGAGAUGCUGGUCAAGCAUGAAUGUGAUUCCUUCAUCGCCAACAAGGGAGGCUUUACUGCACUACAUCUGGCUGCCCAGAAUGGACACAAUGAGAGCUCCCGGGUCCUGCUGUACGCUGGCUGUGAUUCAGAUCUGAAGAACAAUUACGGGGAUACAGCUUUGCACACAGCUGCCAGAUACGGCCAUGCAGGUGUCACACGAAUACUGCUCAGUGCCAGGUGUAAAAUCAACGAACAGAACAAGAAUGGGGACACGUGCCUCCACAUUGCUUCAGCACUCAAGAGAAGGAAGAUUGGCAAACUCCUUGUGGAAUCUGGCAUUGAUGUUCAGAUCAAAAAUAAGCAAAACGAGACAGCAAUGGAUGUGGCUCGUAGGAAGGAACACCCAGAGAUAAUUAUCAUCAUACAGUCCUUCGCUCGGCCGAAGACCCCCAAGUCUCCCAAAUCCCCUCGACCUAUGACCCGAACCCACCCUAACGUGGUGACCUUCAAGGAUGAGAUCCAGGUGGACAUGGAAGGGCCGGUGGUCGUCCCUGACGAUGACCAACCAGUCAAAUCAGAAAAGCCAGAGAAGGACCGCAAAUUCUUCUUCUUUAAGAAAAAGAAAAAGGACAAAGACAAGACCCCACCACCCACAGUGAAAGGUAAUGGUCAGACUCCCUCACCCAGGGGAGACAACUCCGGACCUGCCCAGCCCUGGAGUAAGCCGUCAGCUGUGCAGGGGUUCUUCAGUCAGUAUGUGCCACAGACCGGGGUCCAGUACUACAGGGAUCUGGCCGGGAACAUCAAACAGGGCCCAGUGGGCUACACUCCACUUUGUCAGUGCGGACCCACCUUGAAGCGUCUGGAGCAGAAGAUCGAGACAAACCGAGAGAACAUGGUGGACCACACUAAUGCCUCUCAUCAGCUUCUCAAAGGACAGAUAGACCACCUGGAUAGACGUACAGCACAGCAGGUGUUCGCUAUCGACAAACUCACCAAGGAGAGGCUGGAGAAUGAACACAAGAUGUGCCACAGUCGAAUCAAGGAACAUCUGCAUCAUGAACGGAAAGGCACACAGCAAAUGUUCAGCCAAUAUAAUGAACAAAUUCAGACCUGGCUUGAUUCGAAGCUUGCAUCAUAUGGACAUUGUUUAAGUCAUCACCAUGAUGAUUCGGCGUUACCUCCUAGGACAAUGUUCACAGACUUUCAUGAAAAUGAAAACGGACGUUUGUUUAGAUCUCGGUCAGAUGAAACGCUUUCAGUUUCCGAUUACAGUGGGAAAUAUCGGAAGAAAGAUUUUUACGAAUCCCGACAUGAAGCCAUGCAGCUGAUGCGAGCAUGGCAGGUACCGUCCUACCGCCAGAGUGUGAGGCGGCGAGAGAGAAAUAACAACACUAUCAACAACAAUGUGACUGUUACCAAGGCUGAGAUUCAUGGAAAGAUGGACAGAAUAGCAGACGGCGCCUCACCAAAAUAUGAGGGCAGUCCUAAUCGCCAAAUGGCAGGACACUAUCAGAAUAUGAUCUCUCCAAGUGCAAACUCUCCUAUUGAUGUCAGUGCUAUUAAGAGAGAGACAGGAAAUCAGGGAGCUAUCCCAAAACGGUUGCCUCAUUCUCAUUCUUGGCAGCAUGCUGUUUCUCAGUCAAAACAAGAUCUGAGCAGGUCACGUGAGGGAAGUCCACAAGUACAUGGUGCUUCUCGGUCUAGAGAAGGAAGCCCAUUGGAUGUUCGUUCUAAUGUUCGGCCAAUACUUCGCAGUCAUACAGACUCUGGUACUCUCAGUAAUCAUAUAUCAAUGCCAAAACAAAAUUUAUCCGAAAGGGGACCUCCAAACACAAGAAACAUGCCCGGUGCACCGGAGGUUCCCCCAAAGCCUCCUAAACCUAGCACUGGGCAGACGCCAAACCCUUCCAUGUUUACUAGGCAGAACAGUGGUGGCUUCAAACACAAUAGUGGCUUUACCCAGAACAAUAGUGGCUUCAACCAGAACAAUAGUGGCCUCAACCAGAACAAUAGUGGCUUCAACCAGAACAAUAGUCGUAUUAACCAGAAUAAUCAUGGCUUCAAUCAGACUAAUGGUGGCAUCAACAGUAUGGCUUCCACACCUGGAGGGGGGUACAACCAGAGGAACAAUCAGACUUACAUGUACCUGGAAGAUGCCCCCAUGCCGAAGUACAAGCCACGGACACGAUCCACUGACACUAUUCUGGGAGACGACAAGGAGACAUUCUCCCAGCAUGUUGGACGCAGCAGGAGUCUAGACAGACCUUUAGAUGAUGUUGACAGGAAUAGUGGAGGAGGUGGUGACAAGAGUGGUGUUGGGACACAUCCAGCUCCCAGAUCGGCUGGCGGACAGCAAGGUGUGCCCCCAAAUAGACACGGCGUAGCAUACAGGGUUCCUCCAACCAACAACCCUUCGUCAAGUGCCAGUCAGGCGCCCACUCGGAACAGUAUUGCGGGAUACCGAGAGAAUCCCUAUGCAAGUGUUCGAGAGAUGCAGAAAGUUGCCAACAGUGUGAGAACUACUGCACCUUCUCCUAAACCAGGGUUUCCCACAAAUGCUGCUUCCCCAUCCCCAAAACCAGGCUUCCAAGCCUAUACAGGUGCUCCAUCACCUAAAGUUGGGUACCAGUCCUAUGCAACAGCCCCUUCCCCGAAACCCGGAUUUCAGGCUUAUGAUAGUUCAUAUCGGAGAGAUCCUGUUCGGGAAUCAGGACGAGACAGUAAUUAUGCCGAUAUCUCUCAGAUCAACAAAGACAGACCACCAUACAGGAGUAUGUAUGGUAUCCAUGGUGAUAAAGGUAGCUAUGGCAACUAUGAAAGUAUGCCAAUACAAAACUCUGUGAGCAAAUCAGAGAAUAACUUGUCAAAAAACAAUGAAAAUACAGACGUUAAAUCACGGCCAAGCAAACCGCCACCAUACGGUUAUCGCUAUGCCGACUCAGGUGCUAAUCUUUCUGGUAACCAAGGAAACAGUGCUAGUAACAAUAAUACUAAUUCCACUACAAACUAUAACCAAAGUGGUAACUAUAGCAACUACCCUGUAAAUAGUCAAAACAACAAUGCCCCCACACAAACAGGCAGUGUGACGCCUGUGUCGGGACGAUUUGGGGGCGGCAAAAUCAGUGAUAACAGUAAUACCACAGUUAACCAUGUGAGUAACCACAGUAACAAUGUGUCUAACACGAGCAACAACUCUCAGGAUAGCUUCAAUCUGUCCACAUCGGAGUGCUUACGUCACGAGAGUCCGUAUCCAAGGACAAGUGUAUAUAACCCGACGUACCUCCAGAACAAGGAGGACUCAACCUGCAGCAGCAACCAAGACUCUGGCUACAGCAGCAAGGCAAAGCUGCCUUACCUGGGACAGAGUCCCAAUGGGUUGCCUAGCAACAGUGGAACCCCAUCCUCAUCUUUCAGCAUGGAUCGCAGCCUCUCAACGGGAACACCCAGUCAGAACAAUUCUCCAUUUGUGCCUCAGACUCAGAGUGAUUCCCCUUUCAUAAAUUCCAAUCAGAAUAGUUCCCCUUUUACCCCAGUCAUUGCAACAAGUUCACCAUUUUCCCCGUCCAAGGAAAGUACCCCAGCGUUCAACUACUCUUCGAAUGCCAACGAACAGCAUACUCCCCGGCAGCCAGUCAACAUCCAGUCUCACGUCAAUGGCUGGUAUGAGAAGAAGCUGUUGGAGGCCGAGGAGAAGCUGCGAAACAGUGAGCAGUAUGGAGGAGCUCACAACUACAACAACGCUCCUAUCAACUACGACCCUGUGAAUGGAAGUGAUGUGUAACGACGUUCCAGUCACUGGCAGCAUGUACAUUGAACUUGUGUAAUAACCAUUACAUCGAAUGUCUACACCAGCGAACUUGUGUAAUAACCAUUACAUCGCAUAUCUACACCAGCGAACUUGUGAAGUGUGUGAAGGUUUAUUCAAAGGUGGUAUUGGGUUCUACUGAUCCAGACACUGUUUUCUCAUAUCACGAUGAGAUCGACAAUCAAAGUAUUCACAAGCUGAUUUCCCCGCUGCUUCCACUCAACGUUCCUAGUGCUAUGUUUAUCCCAGACGGUUUGUGAGGAUUAUACUACUACUGGUACAGAGGUAGUCGCUGUCAGCAUUAAACUGAAUCACUGUACAUGUUGGACAUGACAUACUUAACAUGCUGGCUGAAAUAUCUCAGAACAUUUUCUCAUGUUUCUUUCUUGAAUUUAGGCCAGGCUAAUCUACUUCACUUGUUCGACUUGACAGACAUUCCUUAUGUAGAACACAAUGAACAAAA
Haliotis rubra (blacklip abalone) is the source of this 5104-nucleotide messenger RNA. Its product is annotated as homeobox protein 2-like. The transcript is spliced from 13 exons. The coding region runs from base 445 to 4617 and encodes 1390 amino acids. NCBI's taxonomy places the organism in Eukaryota, Metazoa, Mollusca, Gastropoda, Lepetellida, Haliotidae. Gene Ontology annotation, molecular function: protein binding. The record is from RefSeq and is a predicted model, not a curated record.